Molecule: messenger RNA, 357 nt
Organism: Phytophthora sojae
Lineage: Eukaryota; Oomycota; Peronosporomycetes; Peronosporales; Peronosporaceae
Exons: 1
Coding region: 1-357 (118 amino acids)
Source: RefSeq, a predicted model, not a curated record
AUGGUGGUCGAGGAGAUGCUCGCGUUCUGCGAAGGUCUGAGCAACCCAAAGCUGGGUGUUGGGGCCUAUCAUCGUAGCAGCUGCGAGGCUCAUGCUCAUGGCUCUCGCACGCAGAUCAAAGGUGGGGUCACGCACUACGGCGCAGCCCGCUCGGUCAACUACGACUCCUGCUACGGGCUUUACCCGGAAAGGGGCGAGGAGUACGCGGACGGGUCCAUCAAGAAUAUCCAUCUCGCGGGCCACAGCGACGGCCAAGAUCCACACCCAAGAAGACCUCGAGGCGCUGUGCAAGAACCCCAUCAAUACUUACGUGGAGAACAAUUGCGCCACGAUGCUCAGCACCACGCUAGUGAAUGA